Toxotes jaculatrix (banded archerfish) is the source of this 1641-nucleotide messenger RNA. It is a transcript of the gene faxdc2, whose product is annotated as fatty acid hydroxylase domain containing 2. Gene Ontology annotation, biological process: sterol biosynthetic process. Gene Ontology annotation, molecular function: C-4 methylsterol oxidase activity; iron ion binding. Bases 86 to 1126 code for a protein of 346 amino acids. The transcript is spliced from 9 exons. Lineage: Eukaryota; Metazoa; Chordata; Actinopteri; Toxotidae. The record is from RefSeq and is a predicted model, not a curated record.
UCGUGCGCUGUUGUCAAUAAAGAGUCGGUUUGAGUCCGUGAGAACAUCCAGCAGGACCGACAGAGACGAGAAACCGGGCGUAAACAUGGUGGCGAAGACGAGAGUCGGUGGCACGAGGGGAGCUGCCACAACAAACAGCAGCAGCAGCAGCAGCAGCAGCAAACAGGAGGGCCCUGGAGGACUGUGGGACUCUGUGAAGAAAGCUGCGUUUGUCAUUGGAUCUGGAAUCUUGUUCCUGGCAGCAUUCGGCAACUCACUGACAUGGCAUCUUCAGAGAUUCUGGGGAGCUUCAGGAGAUUUCUGGCAGAACCUGUGGACCAAGCUGUCCUCGGCAUUUGAAGGUCAUGAUGCUGCUUUGUUCUUCUUAGGGACGAUGUUAAUCCCCACUCUGGUGUUCUGGGCGUUGAAUGCCCUGCUGCUAUUGGUGGACACCACUGGGAUACCCUCCUUCAUCACUCGCUACCGCAUCCAGGUGGACAAGAAUAACCCGGUGGAUCCAGUUAAGCUUCACCACGCAGUGAGGACUGUCCUCUUCAACCAGGUGUUCAUCUCCGGGCCCAUGGUGGUGGCUGUUUACUACCUGAUGACUUGGAGGGGGAAACCCUGUGGACCCGAGCUGCCCACCUUCCACUGGGCCCUGACAGAGCUGGCUGCCUUCGCCAUCUUGGAGGAGAUUCUGUUUUACUACUCACACAGGCUGUUCCACCAUCCAGGCCUCUACAAGCAUUUCCACAAACAGCACCACGAGUGGACCGCUCCCAUCGGAGUCGUCUCCAUCUACGCUCAUCCUCUGGAGCAUGUGAUCUCCAACAUGCUGCCGGUGGUGAUCGGACCCGUGAUCCUGGGCUCCCACCUGUCCACCACCACCCUGUGGUACUGCCUGGCUCUGGUCAGCACCACCAUCUCCCACUGUGGAUACCACCUCCCCUUCCUGCCCUCCCCGGAGUUCCAUGACUUCCACCACCUCAGGUUCAACCAGUGUUUUGGGGUCUUUGGUGUUCUGGACCGGCUCCACGGCACAGACACCAAAUUCAGGCAGACCAAGCAGUACGAACGCCACACACUGCUCACCAGCCUCACCCCGCUGACUGAGAGCAUCCCUGACCCACCCAAGAAGGGCCAGUGAUGACCUGUAACCCCUGGCCUCUAACCUCCGGCCGAGGCCUCAACAAGUUUAGGAAAUGUCACCAUGAUAUGUGGUGACAAAAUUCAUCAUCAAGUUUAAAAUGACUACUAAUAUAGAUUUUGAUUAUUUUAAUCUAGAAAACUUGUUGACGAGUUUCAGACUGUGAGAGUCUGCCCAGGCUCUGUGGUCAUCAGCUUCACUUUUUUAAUUUUCAAAGUAGAAAUAUUCUUUUUGCACACAACUAGAUGUUUCAUACAGUUUUAAAAGUUUAGCCUCCAUGUCUACUGUCUGAUGUGACAAUUUCAGUCCCGUUUCCUCUCACUAUUUUCAUCCUCCUGUGACCUGGGGCGACUGUUAUUGUAGCUUAUGAUUGGUUUAAUAAUGGUGAUGCUGCAGAGAAGUCAGAAACUCAGGGUCAAUAUCUGGUGUCUAUGGAAGUGUAAAAGUUUCUGGAAGCCCCUAAUAGAUGGAAAUGAUUUAAAUAAUAAUAAUAAUAAGGAUACUGAUUGUAAUUU